GGUUCAGGGAUAACAUGUGACGUUAGCUACCGUUUGUUAAACCUGCGGAUAAAAUAGAGCUAGCUAUGUGUUGCUGUCUUAUUUAACGCAAUGUUCCGUUAACGUUUUACUGUUGACAGCAUCCACUCGAUGAGUAGUUGAUGAUAAAUUUGGGUCGACCAAUUAGCUACUAGGCAACAUUCGCUAGCUAGCCAGGUAGCAUUUUGGUACAGCGGUGGAGGCUAACUUGUCUAGCUAGCUAAUGCCGUUCGGUUUCGCCUUAAUCAAGUAUGGCUAAUAAUGAACUAUUCCGUAGACCUAGCUAUAUCAACGUAACUUUACGCUAUCCGUAGUUAACCGUUAUUAAGCUGCAAAUUUGUUAGCUUUUGGUCUUGAGAAAUAAUAAAAUUGCUAGGUACUAGCUAGCAAAAAUGUCUCCCUCGCUUGUUGCCUGUUUAGCUAGCGAUAAACAGUAGCUAGCUAGCCAGCUGCACAGUUGUCGGGGUAUGAACUAGCUAGUCUAGUUGAUUACGUUAGACUAACAGUAGUCUAGCUAGACUAGCUGCUUCGAUAACUUGUUACUGACCGACUGAAGCGUCACUUUUUUAAACAGAACCUGUUCGCUAGAUAGCCAGUUUAUAUUAUAAUGUCAGUUAACGCCAACUACAGUGACAUGUUUUCACUAUGACUAGCAUAGAACAAGCUGAAGUCCUCGCAGAAGGAUAAAGUGCGUCAGUUCAUGAUCUUCACACAAUCUAGUGAAAAGACUGCACUGAGCUGUUUGUCGCAAAAUGACUGGAAAUUAGACGUCGCAACAGACAAUUUUUUCCAAAAUCCCGAUUUGUACUUACAAAGUUUAAAGGGAGUGCUGGACAGAAAAAAGUUAGAACAGCUGUACAACAGAUAUAGAGAUCCCCAAGAUGAUAACAAGAUAGGGAUUGAUGGGAUCCAGCAGUUUUGUGAUGACUUAGGCCUAGACCCUGCCAGUAUAAGUGUGCUGCUCAUUGCCUGGAAGUUCCGAGCAGCAACACAGUGCGAGUUCUCCAAGCAGGAAUUCAUGGACGGAAUGGCCGAGCAAGGGUGUGACAGCAUAGAAAAACUAAAAGCACAGCUGCCAAAAAUGGAGCAAGAGUUAAAAGACCAAGGGAAAUUUAAGGACUUUUAUCAGUUUACAUUUAACUUUGCAAAGAAUCCUGGACAGAAAGGUUUAGAUUUAGAAAUGGCUAUUGCAUAUUGGAAUUUAGUACUUGCAGGAAGAUUCAAAUUCCUUGACCUGUGGAACAAAUUUUUGUUGGAACACCAUAAAAGAUCAAUACCAAAAGACACAUGGAACCUCCUGUUAGACUUUAGCACAAUGAUAACCGAUGACAUGUCCAAUUAUGAUGAAGAAGGGGCGUGGCCGGUUCUCAUUGACGACUUUGUGGAGUUCGCGCGACCUCAAGUCGGGACAAAAAGCACGACGGUCUAGCCCCUGCGAAAGCCCUCGGGAGGCGUGUACAUACUCUGUACAUAGAUCCAUCUAGACGGCAGUCAGGAGAACAGGACCGGACUACGGGGAAAUAAGUCCUGCCUUUUCAGCCCCACGAGCGAGCCUGAAAAGGGGAGAAAAAAAAAAGAGACAUUUUUAAAGGCAUAUCUCCUCGGUCAUCCAACGGUGUUCUGGGCUUCAGUCUGUAGAAUGGGCCAUUUUUUUUUAAUAUCACCCAGCCAGCUGAAGACACUCGUGGACCACCAUACCUAUUGUUCUUUAUACCAACGUUCCUUUGGUGUUUGUUCGACGUUCGUUUCGGCGUUUGUUUGCCGACGUCCGCAGCUUCUGUUACUCACACCGGAUUUUGGGUUCUCGAGUCCCCCAGGGCUGCGGGGAGUCGCGUUAUUUUUAUUUUUUUUUGUUCGUUUUUUUUUUUGAAUCCCCUCGUCAUUUGGAUAGGGACUUUACGUGCCACUUGUUCAGGGUGUGACUGAUUCUAAAAUGGAGGCAAGUGUGUAACCUGCUGGACUCUGGGCCCCCCUCCUCCUGGGCUGGAGUCGCCCGUCCCGUCAUUUCCUUAAGCACAGCCGCGUGUUUCGAAAACAAGGUCCCGUUAAUGAAUGUCGCGUACGGUAAUUUCCUUUCAGUACUCUAAGUGCAUUCUGGAGUUGGGUUUUUUUUUUUUCCCCCAUGUUUUUUUUUUUAAGAAAAUAUAUAAAAUAUUUAAGUGAUAGAACAUUGAUUGUACCAUUUUUAUUUUGAGCAAACAUCAUCGGAGUAAAUCCAUGGUUUGUGUAGGUAAUGCUUUAAUUUGGCGUAUCUGAAAUGGCAGUGUAUCGUCACCCUACUGUAGUUAUUUUUGUGUGCUUGUGUGAAUCUUAGGCCCAGGUUCAGUAUAACCACAGUGUACUCUGUGCUUAACUUUGAGCAAUGAAUUUAAGCAAAUUUCAUGAGUGUUAACUUAAGAAGCUGCGGAAUCCAUAAUGUAUUAAGUGAUAAAAAAAAAAAAAAUCCAUUGUAAAAUUUGUUACUCAGUCAAGUACAGAGAGCACUGUGGUUGGGUAUAAUCAGGCCUAAGAGUUUCUGUCAAAGCCUUUAUGUAACUAAACCUAGAAUCAUGUGUUUUAACAUUACUUGAUAUGUACAAAAGAGAAUUAUGAAUUUGUACCUUUUAGAAUAUUAAUUUUUGCAAACAACAAUAGGUAAAUACUGUUUUGAUACAGCACCCGCUGCUAAAUGCUAUUAAACUGCAGUUUGUUGCACAGUGAAUUGACAAUUCCACCUGCUGAAUCGAUAUAGUAUUGUGAAGAUCACUCUUGGAUACGAUGGACAUUCUCUUCAGUAUAAGCAGAGUAGGCUCGGUUGAAGCUCGAAGGCCUGGGUGCUUAAAUGAAAUACCUGAGAUCUUUGUGUAUGACAGGAAGGCAAAUCACUUCAGUUAUCUUUUUUUAAAUUGUUUUUCAAGUUUUAAGAAAGACAAAUAAAACUGUCAAAUAA
Anguilla rostrata (American eel) is the source of this 2947-nucleotide messenger RNA. RefSeq names its product DCN1-like protein 1. Gene Ontology annotation, biological process: protein neddylation. The coding region runs from base 719 to 1447 and encodes 242 amino acids. Gene Ontology annotation, molecular function: ubiquitin conjugating enzyme binding; ubiquitin-like protein binding; cullin family protein binding. Lineage: Eukaryota; Metazoa; Chordata; Actinopteri; Anguilliformes; Anguillidae. The record is from RefSeq and is a predicted model, not a curated record. Gene Ontology annotation, cellular component: ubiquitin ligase complex. The transcript has 7 exons.